AUGGAAGGUAGCGCAGGAAGAGCUGAGCAGUUGCUGCACGGGGGUGAGGGCGUGUGGAGCGGCCCGCCGUCGGUGACGGAGCGCGUGAACGAGGCGAGUGUGGAGAUGGACGUGGUGUCCCCUACCGGGUUUCUCCGCGUGUGCCGCCACUCCGACGCGCAGCUCUUCUCCGGCUGGCGCUCUGGUCUCAGCGUCUACGACCUCCUCCCCUCCCUCGACCACCUCGUGACGGUGGUGGCUUCGCUGUUGAGGGCUCCCGCACAGGAGGAAGCGGCCGUUGUGCUCUCGGGCUGCGGCACCUCAGGCCGGCUGGCCUUCUUCCUGAGCCGUGGAUUCAAUGAGCUGCUGGUGGGACUGGGCCGCAAGCCCCUCUUCUACUACCUCGUCUCCGGAGGCGACGAGGCGGUAAUCGCGUCCAGGGAGAGCGCCGAGGACAAUCCCCACCUGGGCACCCAGGACUUGAUCGCGAUCACAAAGGGCAAGGCCCGUGUUCUCUUCGUGGGCAUCACGUGCGGCUUCAGCGCGGGCUAUGUGGCGGGCCAGCUCGUCUACGCCAUGAGCCAGCCCCACUUUUCCAGCGUUCUUCUCGGCUUUAACCCGGUGAGCCUGGCGAGGGAUAACCCCAUCGAGAAGUGGGACCACACGUUCAAGCAGGUCGCCGUGCGCCUGCAGCAAGCCCACCUCCGCGACCUCGCCGACAGCGCCGGCGCUCCGCCGCGUCACUACGUUCUCAACCCUCUGGUGGGACCUGAGACGCUGACGGGGUCUAGCCGAAUGAAGGGCGGCAGCGCGACCAAGUUCCUGCUGGAGACGAUCUUUGCGCGCGCCAUCGCCGAGGUGGGCGGCGUCGACCUGGUUCCGUCGCCCUCGGCCGACGCGCCCCUCUUCCCCAAGCCCGUCACCACCGAAGGCCUGCUCCAAGCCUACGAGAUCACCUACAGGCAAGCCCCGCACAGCUCCUGA
This is a messenger RNA of Acanthamoeba castellanii str. Neff, 963 nucleotides long. Its product is annotated as glucokinase regulator, putative. The transcript is spliced from 8 exons. Gene Ontology annotation, molecular function: fructose-6-phosphate binding; enzyme inhibitor activity; enzyme binding. Gene Ontology annotation, cellular component: mitochondrion; nucleoplasm; cytosol. Gene Ontology annotation, biological process: response to fructose; carbohydrate derivative metabolic process; negative regulation of glucokinase activity. Lineage: Eukaryota; Discosea; Longamoebia; Acanthamoebidae. Bases 1 to 963 code for a protein of 320 amino acids. The record is from RefSeq and is a predicted model, not a curated record.